AUGGCUCUGGGACUGAGAGUGGUGAGAGGACCCGAGUGGAACCUCGGGAACGAGGAUGGUGGUGACGGCCAUCUUGGAACUGUGGUAGAGGACCAUGGCGACAACUCUGUUACGGUAGUGUGGGACAUGGGGUCAAGGACGACUUGUCGAGCGGGAAAGGACAAUAAAUGUGAUCUUCGUGUACUGGACAACGCUCCAACAGGAAUACGUUUCGGCUCCUCAACCUGUUCCGAGUGUAAGGUAGAUGGAAUAUUCGGAAUGAAGUGGAACUGUAAGCAGUGUGAAGGGGUGUGUCUCUGUAGUGUGUGCUACGUUAAGGGUAGACAUGACGAAAAGCACGAGUUUAUCAGAUACUCCAGGCCAGGAUCGACCGGAGUAAAUGUACCGAAGCGUUUCAACUCGAUCAAACAAAGAUCGCUUGGGAUUUUCCCUGGAGCAAUAGUAGUCCGGGGAACCGACUGGAGUUGGGCAGAACAAGAUGGUGGAGCAGGACAUUCCGGAAAAGUGGCUGCAAUGCGGUCGUACGAGGAGGGUAUUGGUGACCGAAACAGUGUUACAGUCACGUGGGAGAAGACACGGAAGACUGGGAAAUAUCGUGUGGGAUUCGAGGGCAAGGUCGACCUGAAAUGUAAAGUCGACGGAGAAGCCCCAGGGUACGAUUACUACAAAGAACACCUUCCACUUCUUGAUGCUGAUAUUUUAUCGGCAUACACAGACGUGAUCUCUGCAGUCCUUAAGGUCAAUGAUCAGGUGUGUGUUGGUAUGUCCAAGGAAGACCUGCGCGCCGCUCAAGACAGACAUGGCGGCUGGACCGUACGCAUGGCUGAGCUACCAGGACGAGUGGGUAAAAUAAUGAAAUUUACCCGGUCUGGAGACGCUUUAGUUGGAAUAGGUACGGACAAGUGGAUUCUUAAUCCGGACGCAUUAGUCAAGGUUAACGAUGUUGACAUUAAUGACAUCGUCAAGGUGUCAGAUGACCAGGAGUUUGUGAAGAUUGUACAAGAGGAUCAUGGUGGCUGGGUGGACGAUAUGGGUCUCGUGCUUGGUAAAGCGGGUAAAGUUGUACGUAUUACCCCGAAGAAAGACGUAGUUGUGGCGUUCGGGAGGAAGACCUGGGUAUUUCAUCCUGCUUGUCUCAUUCCAGCCCCUGACGAGGAGAUAUUUGAAAUAACCCCGGGUAUUUCGGAUACAACUCAGUCUGCUGCAGGAUUGGGUGAUGUCCUUGGAUUGCUGAUGGCACAGAUGCUGCUGGAUUCAGCAGGUGUAAGAGUUGUCGGCCCUGAAGAAUUCUUGCAAGCAGCUGCUAGAGGGGAGAAUGAUCUCAUUGUCAACAUUCUAAACUCUAAGCCGCAACUGGCAAACGCUAUGAUAAAGGGAACAACGGCUCUUGUAUUGGCUAGCCAUGAAGGUCAUGACAUAGUCGUGAGGACGCUUCUACAGAAUAAGGCUAAAACGGAGCAGACCGACGCUGGAGGCAACACACCUUUGCUUGCAGCUGUUGUUGGGAAGAAGAUCAGUACGACAACUAUAUUGCUUGACGCCGGAGCGAAUAUUAACUACGCAAACCAGAAAUUACGUACGGCUCUUCACAUCGCAUCAAAUGCCGGAGAGGACGUAUUAGUGAAACUUCUCAUUGACAGGAAGUGUGACGUCAACCCUCAGGAUAACCUUGGAAACACGCCUCUACAUGACGCCAUCUUCUGUAACCACUGCAAGGUCAUUGACCUAUUGUUGGGCACGUCCUCACUCGACUUCCUUAAACAAAACAAACAUGGAAUGAAUGUUCUACACUGGGCAGCAUAUCAUAAUAAACCCGAUGCCGUCGAUAAAAUCCUUGGUAAGAAAAAGGAAAUGAUUAAUGUCAAAAAGGUGGAUGGUUUCACGGCGCUUCACCUGGCUGCUAUCAACAACCACACACAAGUAGCUUCUCAUCUCCUUAUCAAGGGGUCACCAACCGUAGACAUUCGAACCAAUGAAGAAGAGACACCACUCCAUCUGGCGGCACAAAAGUGUUACUACAAUAUGAUAAAGCUCCUUAUUGAUUACGGAGCAGUCGUAACUCUUCAAAAUACAAAAGGAAACACGCCCCUCCACAUUGUCCUUGGAGGAAGCAUGUCACAGCAAACGUUACUACACUUUCUUAUGACGGGUCCAAGGGUCAGCCAGGUAGAACAGGUCAAGAUCGGAUGUCUGUUGGUAGAGUCUGGAGCCAAAAUCGAUGUUCAGAACACCUCUGGAAAAACUCCUAUUGAUGUAUGUCAGGACCUGAACGUACGUAGGGCCAUAGUGAACUGUGCGGAGCAGACAAAACCGUCUGUAAAAGGAAGAAGCCGUCCAUCAUCUGCCGGUAGAGAAGGCAAAAUAUUCUCACAGAUGAAGAUAAACUGUGUGGAUUGCACAGAAAGACCAACAGAGAUUACCUACGAACCCUGUAAACACAAGCCACACUGUCUUCAGUGUACCUUCUCCUUUGACGAAUGCCCAAUCUGCUACAGGGUCAUCGAAACGAGGAAAGAUAAAGAUGGCAAUGUUAUUAUUGGUGCACCGGAGCCAUGCAAUGUACAAUGAGGUACUUUGUUGAAUGACGCAUUGUUGUUCAAGUGACGGAGUAAUAGACAAACAAAAGGAUUGAGGAGUAUUGGAAGACAGACUUAAAAAUAUACUGAAAGAAUCCUAGUAGAAGCACUAACAAACAAAAUGAAGGACUAUUGCUGGACGGACUAACAAACAGACUGGAGGGUUGUUGAUAUACGGACUAACAAACAGAUUGAAGGGUUGUUGAUAUACGGACUAACAAACAGAUUGGAGGGUUGUUGAUAUACGGGUUAACAAACAGACUGGAGGGUUGUUGAUAUACGGACUAACAAACAGACUGGAGGGUUGUUGAUAGACGGACUAACAAACAGACUGGAGGGUUGUUGAUAUACGGACUAACAAACAGACUGGAGGGUUGUUGAUAUACGGGUUAACAAACAGACUGGAGGGUUGUUGAUAUACGGACUAACAAACAGACUGGAGAGUUGUUGAUAUACGGACUAACAAACAGACUGGAGGGUUGUUGAUAUACGGGUUAACAAACAGACUGGAGGGUUGUUGAUAUACGGACUAACAAACAGACUGGAGGGUUGUUGAUAUACGGACUAACAAACAGAUUGGAGGGUUGUUGAUAUACGGACUAACAAACAGAUUGGAGAGUUGUUGAUAUACGGACUAACAAACAGAUUGGAGAGUUGUUGAUAUACGGGUUAACAAACAGAUUGGAGAGUUGUUGAUAUACGGACUAACAAACAGACUGGAGGGUUGUUGAUAUACGGACUAACAAACAGACUGGAGAGUUGUUGAUAUACGGACUAACAAACAUAUUAGAGAGUUGUUGAUAUACGGACUAACAAACAAAUUGGAGGGUUGUUGAUAUACGGACUAACAAACAGACUGGAGGGUUGUUGAUAUACGGACUAACAAACAGAUUGGAGGGUUGUUGAUAUACGGACUAACAAACAGAUUGAAGGGUUGUUGAUAUACGGACUAACAAACAGAUUGAAGGGUUGCUGAUAUACGGACUAACAAACAGACUGGAGGGUUGUUGAUAUAC
This is a messenger RNA of Pecten maximus, 3592 nucleotides long. RefSeq names its product E3 ubiquitin-protein ligase MIB2-like. The transcript has 18 exons. Gene Ontology annotation, molecular function: zinc ion binding; ubiquitin-protein transferase activity; protein binding. Gene Ontology annotation, cellular component: cytoplasm. Lineage: Eukaryota; Metazoa; Mollusca; Bivalvia; Pectinida; Pectinidae. The record is from RefSeq and is a predicted model, not a curated record. Gene Ontology annotation, biological process: protein ubiquitination. The coding region runs from base 1 to 2568 and encodes 855 amino acids.